This is a messenger RNA of Pediculus humanus corporis (human body louse), 585 nucleotides long. RefSeq names its product DNA-binding protein RFXANK, putative. NCBI's taxonomy places the organism in Eukaryota, Metazoa, Arthropoda, Insecta, Psocodea, Pediculidae. The transcript has 6 exons. Gene Ontology annotation, cellular component: T-tubule. Gene Ontology annotation, molecular function: protein binding. Bases 1 to 585 code for a protein of 194 amino acids. Gene Ontology annotation, biological process: protein localization to T-tubule; regulation of cardiac muscle contraction. The record is from RefSeq and is a predicted model, not a curated record.
AUGCCAUUGUGUUCGAACUCGUUUUUUUCACGGAUCGUACACGGCCAUAACGAUCCGGGAGCAUCGUUUUUGAGAGCUGCCAGAGCCGGACAAUUGGAUAGAGUUUUGGAAUUUUUAAAUUCCGGAGUCGAUGUCAACACAUGCAAUGCCAACGGAUUGAACGCUCUUCAUUUGGCGGCAAAAGAUGGUCACGUUGAUAUCGUCGAAGAACUCAUUAGACGAGGUGCUAUCAUAGAUUCGGCAACAAAGAAAGGAAGCACGUCUUUACACAUAGCAUCGUUAGCUGGACAGGAAGAAGUUGUAAAAAUAUUAGUCGACCGAGGAGCAAAAGUUAACGUGCAAUCUCAAAAUGGUUUUACGCCGUUGUACAUGGCGGCGCAAGAAAAUCACGAUGGCGUUGUGAAAUAUUUAUUGAGCAAAGGAGCCAGUCAAUCUUUGGCAACCGAAGAUGGAUUCACUCCUUUGGCUGUUGCCAUGCAGCAGGGACACGAUAAAGUCGUGACGGUUCUUUUGGAAAACGACACACGUGGAAAAGUACGACUUCCUGCUCUUCACAUAGCAGCGAAAAAGGACGAUUGUAUUUAA